UUAUAACGACCAUAGAAUGCUGAUUAUCGAAAACAAAUUUCAAUCGGAUCACGUGAACAGAAAUUACCGGGGAAUUUUAGUGGUACACAUUUACCUGUGUUUAGUUAUCACUGUUGGUUAUCUUAGCCUUUCCUUGUUAAAUCUACUAUUUGCGAUCAUUUGACUCUACAUACUUUUGUGUGUUAAACAUGAUAAUUGUGGUGACGUUAGUGUGUAUCUUGACUUUACAUACUUCACAAUGUGCAUCCUACCGAUACACCAACACAUCGUGUUUGGAGACUUAUAAACUGGACAAAACGAACAAGGAUAAAAUAACAUGCACAGGUGAACACGUGGUCAAUCACUGCAUUCCUGAUGAUCAACAUAAGGAAAUGGAAGUUUGUGUAGAGUGGAAAUGGAUUACACCAGGUUAUUGUCCAUACUACGAUAAGUUAUCAGAUGCUAUAAAAGAAGAAGGCUGUACAUCUUACUGCCUGUGGAACGAGGAUUUGUUUGAUGUUUGCAAAUGUUCAUCGACAUUCAACAAAAAUGGUUCAUGCAAAAAGAAAUGUGAAGACGCCUUUGGAUCAUAUAAGUAUAUCUUUUGUGAGCACGAAAAUGUUCCUCAUUUAGAUACUACAACAGUCAAUGGUACUUUGGGGGGAUAUGAUACAACACAUUCACAGGAAUCACAAACUAAUGACGGAACUAUAUGGAUUAUUAUAGGGAUUACAGUCAGUGUAGUUGUACUACUAGCAAUUAUUAUUGCUGUUAUUAUUGCUGUUGUUGCAGUUCGUCGGAGGAUCAAGAAAAGACGACACAGUCGAGGUAACAGAAGAGCAGCAGAUGAUGACAUUAAUUCACAGGAUGAAAAUAAUCAGAAUUUGCUAUGUACAGAGAAUGGUGACAAUGAGACACAAGAAAUGGUGACGUUUAUCGAAGAGAACCAAAGAGAGAGAAACAAUAGUGGGAAUGUUGAUGUAGAGAUGCAUGUUCCAUCAGUUACUGAUCAAUCAUCAAACCAAACUGUCAAAGAUGAUUCAAAUGAUGAGAAGAAGGAAAUACAAACACAUGCUGAUGAUAAUUCUGGAGAUGAAAAUGCGGAGCUGGAGGAUGUUGUAGUAGAUAACACACUUCGUGAGAGUGAUAACGGGGGUGGGAGUUCUAACAAUGUAACAAUGAAGCACGUGGAUGAACAGGAACAUCAAAGUAAUAUAGCUGAUACACACUUGAACAGCUCAGCAGAUUCAGGUAGUGACCAGGACGGAAAUGAAGACACAUCGAAAGAUAAUAUAGUAACUGAAGGAAUAUUUGUCGACUCGCCAAUUGACUCUGUCAAUGGAGUUUUAGAGCUAUUAUAGGGGGAAACAGUGUGCCAAAAAAGUGGAUUCAAAUUCGUCUAAGGAUAAGAGCUAUGUGUGAGGGAGAUAAUCCUUAAUUUUGAAAUGAAUUUCUAAAUUUUAUAACAGCGAUAAAAUAUACAUCCGUAUUUUCAAGCUAGUAACAAAGUACUUAGCUACUGGGCUGUAGAGACCCUCGAGGACUAACAGUCCACCAGCAUAGGUCUCGACCCAUGGGUCAUAAUGUAAAACUUAUACGGUACCAAUUUUGAUGCACCAGAUGCGCAUUUCGACAAAUAAUGUCUCUUCAGUGAUGCUCAACCGAAAUGUUUGAAAUCCGAAAUAACAAUGAAGUUUUAGAGCUAUUUCAGGGGAAAACAGAGUGCCAAAAAAGUGGAUGCAAUAUAACUCUCUAAGAUUUUUAUGGCUUGGCAGCCCUACACCGGCAAUAGUGACGUAUCUAUAUUGAGUGAAAUUUUCUCGAACGGAAUGUUAAACAAUUUACAACCAAUCCCUUCUUACCCCUGUAAAGCGCCUUAGAGUAAUUUGUUUUAAAUAAGGCGCUAUAUACGAGUUUUAUUAUUAUUAUUAUCAUGAUUUAUUUCCAUCAUUAGUGUUGAUUCUUGGCACUUGUGUGGGAUGUUUUCUGGGAAAUAAUAUUGUAGAUCUAGUAAUCUUAAUGCGUUUUCAAUUAUUUUUUAAUUCAAUAUUUACAGAAGAAGGUGGCUGGAGUGAGUUACAUGAUCUUUUGGAAUAUGUGUGUACAGGACCAGCCAGGAAAAUACUGUAUAAUGUUAUGAAGAUGUAUGUGGAUAAUCCAGACAGCUAUUAUCAAGAUGAAUCAAAAAAGACUUUAAUAAAAUCAGUAUUACCACCAGAGUACCAUUCAGGCCUUGUCCAUGAACUUUCCUACAGAAAUAAUAUUGCUGUUAUGUACGCUAUUCUACAAGUGUCACUUAGUGAGGAUCAUCGACCAAAAUCUGGUUGGGGUCAAAAGGUCAAGGACACAGACACUGGUGUAGGAGAUGAUGUAGAGAGAGUGUAUCAAGCUCACAGACUGAGUAGAGAAAUUCAGAAUCCAGGCAAAAUAUCUGUGGAUGGAUAUAUAAGGCUAUUUGAUAUGUUGAUAGGCGCUGUAGAGAGACUAGAUAUAAAGGGGAAAUGUAGCGAGGAUUACAGGGAGAUUGUGAGGAGGUGGGAGAAUAUCCAGAGGAAGAUGUGGGUGAAGGACAAAUGGACAACAUUCACAAACUUUAUUAGGAAAUGGUCUGAAUAAAUACAGAAUUGUGUUGGUAUUUGUAUUGUUACACAGUCGUACUUCAUUCUUUUCUAAUAUCAUAUGCUUCCGACUUAACAUCGAUUUCAUAACUCCUACAAGCAAUACAAAAUCGAUAGUUGGGUAAACACGGACCCCUGGACACACCAGAGCUGGGAUCGGGUGUCUAGGAGGAGUAUAAUUCUUUUAUAUGACCUUGUAUCUAUGCAGAAAUUAAAUUUCGACAAGAUUGGACAAUGUUGCCAUCAUGAAAAUGACAGUCAUGUUCUUAAAAGCAUGAAACUAGAA
This is a messenger RNA of Ostrea edulis (European flat oyster), 2883 nucleotides long. RefSeq lists its product as uncharacterized. Lineage: Eukaryota; Metazoa; Mollusca; Bivalvia; Ostreida; Ostreidae. The record is from RefSeq and is a predicted model, not a curated record. The coding region runs from base 189 to 1340 and encodes 383 amino acids. The transcript is spliced from 9 exons.